CUUUCUCAGUUAUCUUAUCUUAGUUUUACUAACACACGUUCAUUUUACCGCAUCACAUGUAGUCCGUCGUUUUUUGGAUAUAGAUGUAUUAGAAAAGAUUUUCUAUUCUAAACCGGCGCUCUCUGUACAGCAUUCAAGUCAUAAAGGUCAAUAGGCAUGCAAUGUUUGCAACGCAGUGAAAACACACCCACAGAUGUGUACACGGAAAUGAUAGCACACUAGCACAUGCCAUACAGGCCUCAUACUCCUGUGGAAUUUCUUGAAUUGGUCCAAUUCACUUGAAUAGUCAGACGAUUCAAAACCUAAAUCAAAUCAAACUUUUAUUUCUAGUCUUGGAACAAACGAAUAAUGGCCUUGUUUUUCAUUAGUUGGAUUCUGGAUUAGUUUAAAGAAACGUAUCCUUUCCCAAUUAUCUCACAAACCUUUCUGAGCACAACAGUGCUAUGGCUAGCUUCGAGUUGCUCAAUUUUGCUGUGACCUACAAAGUGAAAGAUGAAAGGCUCACGCUGUUGCAGGUGUAAUGUCGGCGCCACAUGUGACCUACUAUCAAAUGAUCUUAACUUACAAAAUAUGAACACAAGUACAUAAAGUCAAUCCGUCAACUCCAACGUAAAGUGUAAAACAUGUGAAUUCUAGAUAAGAGAGACGUGUACCAACUCCAACGUAAAGUGUAUAUAUAUCAUGUAAAUUCUAGAUAGCAGAGACGGGUACGACACCACUCCAUUCUGUUACGUGGGUCUAUGAGUGACCACAGUACCAAAAUGUACACUUUUCUGGACGACUGACCAACAGAAUGGUGGAUGCCUGGCCGAGAUGACACUGUCACUGGUCUCCUGCCUGGUUUUGGCUGUCAUGACAGGGGCCCAAGCUCUAGAGCACCUGGCCACUGACAAAGUCGGCACGCCGAGCCUGGUCGCCAUGCCCCGAGGCGCGGUCAACUUGGAGGACAACACGCUAGAGGACGACCUGUCCGCAGAAAAGCAAUGCCCUACAAAGUGUGACUGUUACAGGAGAGCGCUCCCGCUUGCCGGGCUCGAAGAGCGACUCCUGGUUGUCAACUGCUCGAGGAGAGGUCUGGUCGAGUUCCCCUCUGGCUUACCAAGUGCCACAGAAGUGCUAGACUUGGCCUACAACCAACUCCGGAACAUGUCCUCUCUGCCACGGCUGCUGGAACUCAAAGUCCUGGAUGUGUCCGGCAAUCAACUCCGUCAGCUAGACAACCAAUGGCUCUUUGAACAUGUCAACAAGCUCAGGAUCCUCAGUCUGUCGGACAACAAGUUGUUGGCCUUACAGCACGGGACAUUCAAUGGACUGGACAGUCUCAGAGUUUUGGACUUGUCGAGAAACGGUAUUCGGAGAGUGGAGACUCACUCUUUUGCUGGACUCACCGACUUGGAGGUUCUUAACUUGAAGAACAACCAGCUGUAUCAGCUGGAAAGAGGUUGGCUGCUACCGCUUGCGUCUCUCCAAAGACUUUACCUUUCUGACAACAAGAUCUCCAGCCUCGACGACGGCGUCUUCGCCAAACUCCCGGAGCUCCAGCAUUUGGAUCUGUCGAACAACAUGAUCAGAGAAGUCCCCGACAACGCCUUCGGUGGCCUCAGGAGCCUCAACCUGCUGAACUUUACCGGGAACUCGAACAUGAAGGAAGUCCCCACCAAAUCUUUACAGCCGCUGCCCACCGUAAACAUUCUGCUCUUGGAUGGGCUGGCCAUGUUGAGACUACGAUCUUUUGCAGUUGGCAGCAUCGAUGUUGUAGAGCUCUCGAUGAGCUACGCGCCAAAGCUUCAGGUCAUUGAAGAGGCAGCAUUUCACAAUCUUAGUAGUUUAACCAGUCUUCAGUUGCAUGACAACCCUCGCCUUGUUUAUAUUCACCCAGCAUCGUUCGCUUCCGUGCCACGCCUCCGUCACCUCCACCUUCACAACAACGGCCUCGUGUCCGUGUCUAGUCAGCUGGUCACCUCGCUACCAUCGCUCUACGAUCUUCAUCUUCACCAUAAUCGCUUCUUUUGUGACUGCAACAUCUACUGGCUACGCAAAGAGCUGAGCUUCGAGAACCCAAGGAGCUCGCUUACAUCCCCCAUGACGACAUCGACAGAUGACGUCAGAUAUACUUUGGCAUCCACUGGCACGAGCUCACCACGUUCGCUAGUGAGCGAGCCACAGCGCGUGUCUUGCUACUUCCAAUCAGGAGGUCCGGAAAUGUCGUUGAUGCAGCUGCCGAUGGAGUACUUCUCCCCCAUGUGCCCGCCAACAGUUCUGGCCAUGUUCCCUGCAGACAUCAGUCUCACUAUCGGAGAGGAACUCUGGCUGGAGUGUCACGGACUCGGUGUGCCAGCACCCAGUCUAUCCUGGGUGCUUCCAGGAGGGCGAGAAAUCAACGCCACGUCAAACUUUGUAGGAGAAACAAACUUCUCCCUCACUGAAGUCCUACAAGACAGCGCGCUCCUCCACAUUAAACCAGUUAGCCUAUCAGACAGUGGCACGUACGGCUGCCGCGCGGUCAAUUCUAUAUCGGAAGAGAUCAAAACCACACAAGUACGUGUUCAGAACAAACCACUGUCCAUAUCUGAUGUAAGAGUGGGCAACGAUUACAUCACUCUGGCCUGGAGAGGGGCCAUCCCACGGGCUCAGAUGUCGGACUUCCAACUGUUCUAUAAAGAGAUUGAACCCACGCCAAACAGAGGAGGAGACGACCGUGACAACUCGACAGAGUACACCACCAUACAACUCCAUGGGAACAUUCACAAAUGCACCAUCACUGGUCUCAAACCGCUGACUACGUACGAGGUGUGUCUUGUAUACAGGAAGAUACACCCCAUGCAGUGCAGCAACUACACGACCACACAGGAAGUGGAGGUCCUCGUGUCUGACGGGAUUGUCAGAAUAAGCAAGAGCCAGAUCGGGCUGGGCUUUGCUGUGGUGCUGGGGAUAGUGGUGCUGGUGGUGGUUCUUCUGCUGGUGCGGCGAGCUCGGCGCCGAAAGGACUACCAAGGCCCCCUGGCGGACGAGGAGAAAGCCAGUAUCCCGUUGGAAGCGGUGGGCCCCACGGUACCCAGCACCCCAUUGACAUCCUCCCGAACAGCACUGCUCCCAAACUCCCAGAUCUAGCCGCAACAAACACUUUAUGUCAUUCCAUGGCUCGUGUGGAAGCACACUGACCCCACUCGACCUGAACAAAAUGUGGGUCAUUACAGCUUUAAAAACAAAAGACGAUGCAGUUCCUUCCUUGCUGUGCUACAGUUAUUCCUAAACUAUUCCAUUCGAUUGUAUUUUUUUUUCCUAAUGAUGACUCUUUGCUAAUUCAUAAAGUUAUUUCAGUGUCAAUUCAUCACCAGUUCAACUACGCGUGUUUGUAUUUUACCAAUUAUAAAACAUUUUAAUGGACGCUUACGUAUAGAGGCUAGCAAUGAAAUCAACAGGGCUUUAUGUAAAUAGUGUGUAUGUGUGUUUAUGUGUGCGUGUGUAAAGAAGGGGACUAGGACACCCCCCUCCCCCAGGUGAUAACUCAUCGUGUAAGAGCAAUACAUGUAUCUUAUAAUCACGCUUACACCAGCUUCUCAUAAUGACACAUGCAGUUUAUCUGUCCAGUCUAUGCAGUUAGCUCGCUUUGACACAGCGGGAUAUUUCUACCAAUUCAUUCCUGACAUUUGUUCUUAUAUAUAUAUAUCAUGUCAAAAUUUCCAGCCAUUUCUUAUCAAAGGAAAUAACGAAAAUGGGAUGUUUUGCUUAAGUUUGAAAAUUAAAAAACAAACCCUUAAACAAAAUUAUUGAUAUCUUCUACCCUACAAGAUAAAAUAAAGAUACUGAGGACAGGUUUCUGUUAAAGACCAUGUACAAAGAUCUAGCUCUCAAUUUGUAAGCUAUGGGGAAAAAAAGUAAAAGACAAAAUACAAUCGUAUAAAACUCAGCUUGAAUACUCUCCGAUUUCAGAAACACUUAAAUUGUCAAUGGGGAUAGAGAAAUAUGUAACAUUUUUUGUUUAUACCCAAAGAGUUCAUUGUAUGCAUUCAUUCUCUUGUGUAGAUCUAAAUCUUAUCAUGAUCAUAUAUACAUGUUAUAUCAGAGGUGGGUAAACUACGAACCGCAGGCCGAAUGAAACCCGGCUGAAUCAUAUGGCUGAAUCAUAUUAAAAAGUUGCUUGAUGAUAAUUUUUGUACUCCAAGAAGCAAGCAAGGAAUUUGUAUGUGAUCUCUAUUGCUUGGACAAAAGUUUCAAUGUAAAAGACACAGCACAACUGUUAGAUACUUUACACAGGAAAUACGAAGAGAUACUAUCUGUUGAGUUAAUUGUAUUAUACAGUGCAAAUUGUAAUUUUGCAUAAGGUUUGCCCACCCCUGUAUAUUCUACAUUGUAAAUACUGUACAAUUUUUUAGACUUUUAUAAACAGACUGUAUCUAAAGAUAAUUGAUAGUUUGGCGUCAUAGGUUCUUAGUAAUCAAAAUAUUUAAUGAACAUAAGAUGAAAACCGAGUUUAAAUUUAGAAAUAACCCAGAUAGCCAACCAUUAGCUCAUCAGAUAGCCAACCAUUAGCUCAUCAGGUGUAGCUUGUUGGAUAGCCAACCAUUAGCACAUCAGAUGUAGCUUGUUGGAUAGCCAACCAUUAGCACAUCAGAUGUAGCUUGUUGGAUAGCCAACCAUUAGCACAUCAGAUGUAGCUUGUUGGAUAGUCAACCAUUAGCACAUCAGAUGUAGCUUGUUGGAUAGUCAACCAUUAGCACAUCAGAUGUAGCUUGUUGGAUAGCCAACCAUUAGCUCAUCAGAUGUAGCUUGUUGGAUAAGCCAACCAUUAGCACAUCAGAUGUAGCUUGUUGGAUAGUCAACCAUUAGCACAUCAGAUGUAGCUUGUUGGAUAGCCAACCAUUAGCACAUCAGAUGUAGCUUGUUGGCAUGUGUUGGAAUCAUAGAACUGACAUAGAUUAAUGACAAUGAAGACUAAAUGAUUUAAAAAAAUGGAAAUUUCAAAAAGCUUGUUUCCUUUCAUCAUUUUGAAGUACACAUACAAUAAACUAGUUUGUUUCAUCUCAUAAACUGGUACAAUCAGAAUCCAAUUAUAAAAUUAACAUUAAAAACUAAAAAGCAAAUGUCUAUCAUCCAGUAUUAAAGAAUUAUGGAUAGAUUAUCUCCCAUGUGUAAAAUUGUUGCCUAAAUGAUAUGAUAAACAAAUUGGUUUUGUUUAGUGAAAACAUGUCAUUUUAUUGCUCAUUUACAUAUUAGUUGCAUUGGUCAUUUUUAUUGUUUUAUUCAAAAUUUGAAUAAUUUUUAAAAAUAAACUUUCAAUUUUUCUUUAAA
Biomphalaria glabrata is the source of this 5292-nucleotide messenger RNA. Its product is annotated as leucine-rich repeat neuronal protein 1-like. Gene Ontology annotation, molecular function: protein binding. NCBI's taxonomy places the organism in Eukaryota, Metazoa, Mollusca, Gastropoda, Planorbidae. The coding region runs from base 814 to 3111 and encodes 765 amino acids. The transcript has 4 exons. The record is from RefSeq and is a predicted model, not a curated record.